AUGGCGUCUCCGGCGAAGUUUCAUUGCUCCAGACCGACAUUUCACCUCCAGAUCAAUCUCCGGCGAAGUUCUCCCGACAGACUAUCGUUUCCCCUUUUUUCCAGAGACCUACCGAAGUCACCACGCGUCAGAUUUCCGGUCGUCAGAGCUUCAUCGCCGCCGUCGAAUCCCAAGCCUUCACUGCUCAAAACCACCUGCAUCACCCUCACCGCAGCCGCAGCUCUGUUCUCAGCAUCCUUUUACUUCGCCUCCAAACCUCCGGCCAUCUCUCCGGAAGAGGCGACGCUCGAGAAACACCUGGAGACAGAAUCAAACGAUGUGGAAGCUUUGUUAUCGCUGACGAAAAUCAAAUUCGAAUCCAAAAAGUAUGACCAGGCGAUAGCGAUUCUCAACCGUAUGAUCGAAAUCGAUCCGGACGAACAGGACUGGCCGGUUAUGAAGGCUCGGAUUCUGUCAUGCAACGGCGAGAGCGAAUCGGCGAUCACAGCUUUCGAGGAGAUUCUCGCAAAGGACCCGAACCGCGUCGAAGCAUAUCAUUACUUGGUGAUGGAGUGUUACGACUCUAUACCGAAAUUAACCGAGCUAGAGAAGAAGAUCAGCGAUGCGAUUGGAAGAUGCAAGAAGAAGACCAAGGAGAUUCGCGAUUUCAGGUUGUUAAUCGCACAGAUUAAAGUUAUUGAAGGGAACUCGGUCGAAGCAAUUAGGAUUUGUGAGGAGUUGGUGAAGGAUGAUCCGAAAGAUUUCAGGAUGUAUCUGUUUCAAGGGUUGAUGUAUACGUUGAUGAAGAAUGAAGACGAAGCUGCUAAGCAGUACGAGCAAGGUGCGAUGUUUCUCCCGGAGGAUCAUCCGUUCAGAGAUUUUGAGAACAAUUCGGAAUCGGAGUGGCGAGUGAUUGUAGCUUACGAUAGUGUCUUCUGCUAUUUAUGUACAUUCACUAAGCUUUUGGUAGCUUCCUCAUUUGGGAAGUUAUUUUAA
Molecule: messenger RNA, 975 nt
Organism: Microthlaspi erraticum
Lineage: Eukaryota; Viridiplantae; Streptophyta; Magnoliopsida; Brassicales; Brassicaceae
Source: the annotation of a GenBank genome assembly